GCGACUGAUAUAACCAGAGAAACGUUGGUGACGUUAAUAUACAGAUGAGUGCGUUGAGGUUAUAACGAUUAAAAUGAUCAUUAUGAAGAAAAUUCUGUACUUAUUCUUGAUUUUUGUUAAUUUAUGCGGGCAAUACGUAAUUGCGGAACAUGAAGAGGACGCUUCUACAGAUCUGUACGUAAUCGAGGGAAAAGUAUUUCCCUGGGACAAUGCUGCUUCCAGUGGAUGGCAACUCAUGACGCAUGUAAUGGCCAACGGUGGUGAACAUUAUGGCUUUUUGAGGGAGGAUGGCACAUUUAUCAUUUCAAAUGUUCCAUCGGGAUCGUACAUGGUCGAAGUGGUGAAUCCAAAUUAUGUUUAUGAACCAGUCAGGGUGGAAAUUAAUUCUAAAGGAAAAUUCCGAGCACGUAAAGUAAACUUGAUACAAACCUCGCAAGUGAUUCAAGUACCUUAUCCGUUGAAAAUGAGGCCUUUAGCACCAUUUCGAUAUUUUCAAGUUAGAGAACAAUGGCGAAUGACAGACUUUUUAUUCAAUCCUAUGGUUUUAAUGAUGGUUUUGCCACUUCUCCUGAUUAUGGUCCUGCCAAAAAUUAUGAAUGAUCCUGAAACUAGAAAGGAGAUGGAGCAAUUAAAUAAUCUCACUAUUUAUAAUAUGCCAGAAAUGUCUGAAGUGAUAACAUCUUUCCUUUCUGGAGGAGAGAAACAAAAAUCAAAAGCAGUAAAAGCUGCUAAGAAAAGGCAAUAAUUUAUUAAUUUAUUGCCUGUAGAUGAUUGUAUGUAUAUGUUUACUCUAGUCUUUAAAAUAUAAAAGGAUAUCAACAACAAAAAUGGAGCACUUCUGGGGAAAAAAAAUAUUUCAAUGAUUGAAUAUUGUGUAAGAUUAUGAUGGUUAAUGCACCAAGUCUUUAACUUACAAGUUUGAAAGUGUCAGUAAUUAGCGUCUUGUAAUUUAACGUGAUUGCAAAAAUAAUUUUGCAUUUUUUACAUAUAUGCAAACAAAAGAACAAUAAGAUAUCAGUAAUACUUAAAUUAAUUAUUAGAUCUGUUAUAUAAUUGCUGUGUGCAUAUACUUAUAUUGCACCAAGUUUUGUAAAGUGGUAAAAAAUUGUAUAGAAUAAGUAGGAGGAAAUUGACACAUGAUGUAUAAUCAGUCACAAUGAUAUGCAUACUUAUAAUUAUUAUAUUUUACAUAGUAAUAACAGUUUUAUGCUUUCAUGCUUUCUGAUAUUGAUUUGAUUAUCUUACGCACUUUCCA
This is a messenger RNA of Camponotus floridanus (Florida carpenter ant), 1255 nucleotides long. RefSeq names its product ER membrane protein complex subunit 7 (gene EMC7). Gene Ontology annotation, cellular component: EMC complex. Lineage: Eukaryota; Metazoa; Arthropoda; Insecta; Hymenoptera; Formicidae. The record is from RefSeq and is a predicted model, not a curated record. Gene Ontology annotation, molecular function: carbohydrate binding. The transcript is spliced from 4 exons. Bases 74 to 745 code for a protein of 223 amino acids.